Molecule: messenger RNA, 2988 nt
Organism: Ahaetulla prasina
Lineage: Eukaryota; Metazoa; Chordata; Lepidosauria; Squamata; Colubridae
Gene: PARP2
Product: poly(ADP-ribose) polymerase 2
Exons: 21
Coding region: 183-2741 (852 amino acids)
Molecular function (GO): NAD+ poly-ADP-ribosyltransferase activity
Source: RefSeq, a predicted model, not a curated record
CCAGCGCCGGCGCGCAUAUGCAAAUUUGACGAAUGCAAAUAUAAAAGGGGCGGAGUGUUCCAGAGCGGUACAACGUUCCUGAGAAGGAGCUUCAGCUAGCAAGGUAGCAGCGUCUAUCCUUAGCCGUGAGAACGGAAGUUGCCGCUUCAAAGCUAGGUGUGUGUUGUGUAGCUGUCGCAGAGAUGAAAAGGAAGCGAGCAUCUCCCAAAGCCCAGUCUGGUAAUGCAGGGAGUCAGCCUGACCUGCGCUGGGAGCGUGAGAUCAGUAGCAACCAAUGGCAGCUGUUCCCACCGGAGCAGAGUGAGAUCCUGAGCCAAGCCGUUCGGGCAAAGAAACUAACAGAGAAUUUAGGAGAUGAUGAAGUGGACUUAUUGAAGAUGGUGCAGUGGAACAAGGAGAGCGGCCAGGAGAACCGUGUCCGUAUGGCUAUCUGGGACCAGAAAUCCUAUUUCAUCUGGCAAUGGGAAGCAGACGAAGAAGAUGAGUGGAUUCCAUACCCUGCUGCUACCUGUUUGGAUUUACAGGCAGCCAAGAAAGGUGACCGGGAACCCAUCGUGGACUUUACAUUUGGCGAGAGGAGCUUCAAGCUGGACACGACCCUUAUGGUGCAGACAAACCAAGAGACUCAAUUUGAUCAUCGUAUGGAAUACAAGGAAUCAGAUGCGACAACGAAUGAUUUUCAACUCAGCAGCAGUGAUUCGGAGGCCAGUACUUCGGUUGCCACUAAGAAAUACCAGACUGAGUUAGAUGUCCCUGUAGCCCGGGGCCAAGGAGACGGAAUGGAAACAACUGAAAGCGGUUCUCAGCUCAGCAGUAGUGAUGUGGAGGCGAGUACACCAGUUUCUGCUGCAAUUCAGACUGAAUUAGAUGCCCCUGCAUCCGAGGCCACUACUUCGGUUGCCGUGAAAGAAUCCCAGACUGAAUUAGAUGCCCCUGCAUCCGAGGCCAGUACUUCAGGUCACGCUCCGAAGUCUCAGACUGCAUCUCAGGGAAAAGGAGAUGGGAUGGAUACCACCGAGAGCAGCUCACAGUUGAGCAGCAGCAGUGACUCGGAGGCCAGUACUUCAGUUGUCGCUAAGAAAACCCAAACUGAAUUAGAUGCCCCUGCAUCCGAGGCCAGUACUUCGGUUGCCAUGAAAGAAUCCCAAACUGAAUUAGAUGUCCCUGCAUCCGAGGCCAGUACUUCAGAUCAAGCUCCGAAGUCUCAGACUGCAUCUCAGGGCCAAGGAGAUGGGAUGGAGGCAGCAAAAACCUUGGUGGUGAAGGGAAAAGCUCCAGUGGACCCAGAGUGCACAGCCAAAUUGGGAAAAGCUCAUGUUUAUUACGAAGGAGAUGACAUUUACGAUGUAAUGUUGAAUCAGACAAGCCUUCAACUCAACUGCAAUAAAUUCUAUCGCAUACAACUGUUGGAAGAGGACGAUGGGCAAAGUUACUGUGUCUGGAUGCGCUGGGGGCGUGUGGGUAAGACUGGUCACCACUCCCUUGUCCCUUGCUUUGGAGAUCUGGCGAAAGCCAAAGAAGUGUUCACCAAAAAGUUCCUUGACAAAACCAAAAAUGAAUGGGGCAGACGUAGCAGCUUCCAUAAAUACACAGGCAAAUACGAUCUUGUUCACCUGGAUUAUGAAGCCAAAGACGAUACCAAAUCAGGAGCUGCCGCCAAGAAGACAGUCUCCAAACCCAAGCCGGUUUCCAAGCUGGAUCAAAGGGUGCAGGCUUUGAUAGAGCUGAUAUGUAAUAUUCGGACGAUGGAGGACAUGGUGAUAGAGAUGAAGUACGAUACCAAGAGAUCUCCAUUAGGAAAGCUGACGGCCGAACAGAUCAAAGCAGGGUACCGUUCACUGCAGAAGGUGGAAGCUUGUCUGAAGCAGAAUGAGACUGGUUCUGUGCUUCUGGAAGCGUGUAAUGAAUUUUACACACGGAUCCCCCAUAAUUUUGGGGUGAAAACACCACCAUUAAUCAAUACAUUGAAGGAGCUCCAAGAGAAGGCACAGCUGCUGGAGGCUCUCGGUGAGAUCCGUAUUGGUAUGAGACACAUCCAAUCUCAACAUUCGGAUCUGGAACAUCCUUUGGACCGGAGCUACAGGAGCCUUGACUGUGAACUCCAACCUUUGGAAAAGGCCAGCAAUGUGUUCCAGGUGCUGGAGCGCUACUUGCUCUCUACCCAUGCUCCGACCCACAAGAGUUACACCAUGACUCUGAUCGACGCCUUUGCAAUUAAUAAGAGAGGUUCAGACGCCGCCUUCCGUUUUGAUCUGCCCAACAGGAUGUUGCUGUGGCACGGAUCUCGGCUGGGUAACUGGGCGGGGAUUUUGAGCCAGGGGUUACGUGUGGCACCACCAGAAGCUCCCGCCUCAGGCUACAUGUUUGGAAAAGGUAUAUACUUUGCGGACAUGUCCUCUAAAAGUGCCAAUUACUGUUUCGCUACUCGUGAGAAAGAUAUCGGCUUCCUCCUGCUCUCAGAGGUGGCUCUUGGGGAGAGUAACGAAUUACUGGAAGCCAAUCCAGAAGCAGAAAACCUUCCUGUCAGCAAACAUAGCACCAAAGGCCUUGGCAAGAUUGCUCCAUCUGGUUCUAUUAUUCUGAAUGGUGCACUUGUUCCCGUGGGCCCAGCUAAAGAAACCGGGAUAGAAAACCCUAAUGGUUAUACUUUAAAUUACAAUGAAUUUGUUGUCUAUGACCCCCGCCAGGUGCGUAUGAAGUACCUUCUUAAGGUGCGCUUCAAUUUUACGCAGCCUUGGUGAACAGCUAAAAAAAAUGGAGAAAAAGCCUGGCCUAAGAAUGACAUCUUGAAGCACAGAUGGUUUUUGGUUUGGUUUUGUUUUUUUGAGAUGGGUGUUUUCUGAGAGGCCAAAGUGCUGACACCAACUCUGUUUUGCAGUUAGAAAAUUUUUGUGUUUCAAUUUACAUUUCUGUUAUUUUUUUCUUGGAUGAUCUGCAGAUUCGUUUCAGUAAAAAAAACAUCAAUUACUUGACAUUUUUGUAAAACAA